AUGGCUGCUUUCUUCACUGCGAUUUUCUCCUGUUGCUGGCGGAAACGCUCGAAAGGUCAUAUCGUACCCAACGACGAAGAAGCCCGUCUCAUACUUCCGUCUACCGACCCCUUAUCACCAACAAUUCCCAGCGUCAUCGUUAUAGAUCACCAAAAAUUGCAGGAUAGGCUUGGAACCAUUGUACGUUCAAAGGAGGGUAAAAUGGUAAACGUAAACUCUCAAAUCCCUUUCAACCUUCACAAUCAACCUUUGCCACAAUCCUCAUUGUCGCGUUCCAACUCCCACUACAGGAUACCUGCCCUGACAAUGUCUUCGUCACGGAAUUAUUCUCAUAGCCAGAGCCAUAGUGGCUCACGUACAUCAUCUCCUUCCGGUCGUCGCACAUCUUCAAUUGAAAGGAUGGACGAGUACAGGCGAACUCCCAUACUCAACGUACGGCUGAUCAAGGACUACGGAGCUACUGCUACAACGAGUAGAGGGAGGAAGGGACGGCAUGCCCCGGAUACCUCAGGGGUGGGUGUAGAUGGACUGCAGGUUGGAAGUGACACAAUAGGACCGGAGUCGCCUGACUCCAGUCAGGGUGAGCCCAGCACCUUCACGAUACCGGAUAUCGGUGCACUCGUGUUAAGUUGGGAUGAUUGA
This is a messenger RNA of Desarmillaria tabescens, 642 nucleotides long. RefSeq lists its product as uncharacterized. The transcript has 5 exons. The record is from RefSeq and is a predicted model, not a curated record. The coding region runs from base 1 to 642 and encodes 213 amino acids. NCBI's taxonomy places the organism in Eukaryota, Fungi, Basidiomycota, Agaricomycetes, Agaricales, Physalacriaceae.